Molecule: messenger RNA, 2703 nt
Organism: Cheilinus undulatus (humphead wrasse)
Lineage: Eukaryota; Metazoa; Chordata; Actinopteri; Labriformes; Labridae
Gene: prkacbb
Product: protein kinase, cAMP-dependent, catalytic, beta b
Exons: 11
Coding region: 294-1358 (354 amino acids)
Biological process (GO): peptidyl-serine phosphorylation
Cellular component (GO): nucleus; cAMP-dependent protein kinase complex
Molecular function (GO): ATP binding; cAMP-dependent protein kinase activity
Source: RefSeq, a predicted model, not a curated record
GGGAGCAGCAGGAGCAGACUAGUCCGAAACAGAAGUGACCGCUAGCUUCAUGUCCACCAAACAGACAUUACUGAAGUAGCAGGAGCGGAAAUCUUUGCUGGGGAGAGGGAGAGGGCGAGACGGACUGGGGGAGAGUAAGGGGGUCAGCUGGUAGGAAUACUGGACUUUUCCAUGAGAUAGCCAGCGUUUGGGUUAUUUUGCUUUGGGUUGAACUAAUCUAUUUACGGGGCUCGGGGAUAUCAACUGUAGGAAGGUUAGCUUGUAGCCACCGCCAUCUCCUCGGAGUCGGAGCCAUGGGGAACGCUGCCACGGCCAAGAAGGGCAACGAGCUGGAGAGCGAGAUUUUUGUAAAAGAGUUUCUAGCCAAAGCCAAAGAAGAUUUCUUACGGAAAUGGGAAUGCCCACCACAGAGCACAACGUGCCUAGAUGACUUUGACAGAUUAAAGACCCUGGGUACGGGCUCAUUUGGCAGAGUCAUGCUGGUGAAACACAAAGGAACAGAACAAUACUUCGCCAUGAAAAUACUGGACAAGCAGAAGGUGGUGAAACUCAAGCAAAUAGAACACACUUUAAAUGAGAAGAGGAUAUUACAAGCUGUGAGCUUCCCCUUUCUUGUCAAGCUUGAGUAUGCAUUUAAGGACAACUCAAAUUUGUACAUGGUGAUGGAGUACGUUCCAGGUGGAGAGAUGUUCUCACACCUAAGAAGAAUCGGCAGGUUCAGUGAACCACAUGCAAGGUUUUAUGCCGCCCAAAUAGUGCUGACAUUUGAGUACCUCCAUUCAUUAGAUCUCAUAUAUAGAGAUCUGAAACCAGAGAACCUUCUCAUUGACCACCACGGCUACAUUCAGGUGACAGACUUUGGAUUUGCCAAGCGAGUAAAAGGCAGGACCUGGACGUUGUGUGGGACACCGGAGUACUUGGCACCAGAAAUUAUUCUCAGCAAAGGAUAUAACAAAGCUGUGGACUGGUGGGCUCUUGGAGUUCUCAUCUAUGAAAUGGCAGCUGGCUACCCUCCAUUCUUUGCAGAUCAACCCAUUCAAAUCUAUGAGAAGAUUGUAUCUGGGAAGGUACGGUUUCCUUCCCACUUCAGCUCUGACUUAAAGGAUCUGUUGAGAAACCUGCUGCAGGUAGAUCUGACCAAACGUUACGGUAACCUGAAGAAUGGAGUCAACGACAUCAAAGGCCACAAAUGGUUCGCCACAACAGACUGGAUCGCAAUCUAUGAGAGAAAGGUCGAAGCCCCGUUCAUACCAAAGUGCAGAGGGCCAGGGGACACCAGCAACUUUGACGACUACGAGGAGGAGGAAAUACGCGUUUCAGUAACAGAAAAAUGCGCAAAGGAGUUUGCAGAGUUUUGAGAUUUGAGAACAUGGAUAUAUCAGGGAAAUAACGGGAUAUUUGCACUCUUUUAAAGACUCGGGAUGGAGCAGAGACCAUCAUUUUUUCAGAUCUACCACAUAUUCCCUUCAUUCCACAAGGCUGAAUGAGGUCUCCAUGAUCCUUGGGUGCCGAUAACUUCUCACUGUCACGUACACCUGCGUAUUACAGCAGACACAUCACUUUUUUUCUUUUUUUGUACCUACCCACAUUUUUUUUUUACUUUACAGCAGUUAGUAGGAUGUUAUUACCCCUUUUUGAAAUGUGAUAUUUUUUCAAUUUAUGAGGGAAAACUGAGACAAUGGCCAAUAAGAGUCCAGACAUUGUAACUGACAGUUUUACACACACGCAGAUGCUCAUGUGUGGGUUGUAUACUGUUCUCUCUUGUUGCUAGUGCUGCAUAUUUACCUGUUUGUUACAAAUCUUCACCAUUUUGGCUAUUAUCAAAUUCUGGCCAGCUUUCAGAGGUAGCAUUGGUCCUAUGUGCUUAUCUUUUUGUUUGUCAGACAUGUAAACAUGUUGGGUGUUGAAAGAAAGACCAAAUGGGGAAACAUAAGAAGGGAGUCUUUUUCUUUUAUUUGCUUUUUGUCCAGAAAUCAAAUCCUCACACUCGCCACAGAAGCAUCCUGUCGCUGUCUUCUUGGUAUUCAGGCUCAGUCACAGAAAAUAUAAUACCAUGUUAUGCUCAAAAAAAGCAAAUCAUGUUUGUUUGAUCUUUUUGGGUCUGUUAGUUACAUGUAAAAUUUGUCAUUUUUACUGUUGUUUUUCUUGCUGUGUCUAACAUUGUAGUCAUAUUGUCCCUAGAUUAGGGUCUGCUUGUAAGAUCCUUUCAUAUGAGUCUGUGGAACAAUAUGACUUUCAUCAAUGGGAAAAAGAGUGAGUUUGAAUCCUUUGUAGGGUUUUUUUAUUGAGUGUACUGUGAACUUAAAAAUGUCAUAAUGGAUUCGGUUGGGGCUUGUGCCCCAACUUUGUUAAGCAACCUUUUAAAAGUAAUGUAUUAAUCAAAGGUAUUUGAAAAUCUUCAAAUACAGAAAUUGUCUGUUUUGAAUGCUCUAUUUUUCCUGUUACCACCCUCAAACAGAUUUCUGUUUCAUUCUUAUCAGAGAAUGUAGAUUUGAUUUGAGACUUAUAGGUAUGCAUAUUUGAAAGCUUGAUCUCAAGGUACAGUUCUCCUUACAGUACACUGGCUAAAAUGAAGACUGCUUCUUUUUAUCACAUGUAACCUUGUUAUUGUAAAACUCAUUACAUCAUACAUAUAUUCAUGGUUUCAUAUAUGUUUUUAUUUAUACACAUUAGAGAUGCUAAUAAAUUUUAUUUUUAAAAGUG